This is a messenger RNA of Cryptotermes secundus, 4409 nucleotides long. RefSeq names its product probable glutamate receptor. The transcript is spliced from 9 exons. Gene Ontology annotation, cellular component: membrane. Bases 422 to 2335 code for a protein of 637 amino acids. The record is from RefSeq and is a predicted model, not a curated record. Gene Ontology annotation, molecular function: glutamate-gated receptor activity. Lineage: Eukaryota; Metazoa; Arthropoda; Insecta; Blattodea; Kalotermitidae.
CUUUAAUAACGAACAAUCGUGUAUUCUUCGGUACAUUUCAACAAAUGUAUUUCAUCUAAGAGACCAGUUCAUCUUCAUUAUGCCUCAUAAAUUGCAUAAUAUACUAGACUCCAAAAUGUUUAAUAUAUUCGAACUGUCAUAUUACGUUGGCCUAGCCGUGGUUUCAGGCUUUGUUUUAUAAUAUCAUCUACUUUUAUAUUAAUUAGUUUAGUGCGAAAAGUGUUUCCCAUAUACAGUACGCAGUUAGGAUACGGGGAAAUGAGUGUGUGGAACUGCUUGUGCUAUAUUAGCAACAAGAAUGGAAAGAAGUUGACCAUGUUAAAUAUGCAACUCACGUGGAAACGUGAUAUAUUGUAUCUUUCUAUAAAUAAUGUUGGCUACUGAACGCUAACGUUUGUGAAGACUCGUGUUGUUGACAGAAAUGAGAAAUUGUGCAAUUGUGUUUGUGUUUGUGCUACACUUUUGGUGUUGCUGUUGUAUUAAUACUUCUCCUAAGGUCGUAGCUGCUCUUCAGAGAUAUUUUUAUACAAAGUGCGUUUUCUUAUUGAAUGCAGACGAUCAUGAUCUGGUGGUGACAAGUUCUCUAGCACAGUGCCAGUUGCGGCUGUCCGACGAGAUGUGCCCCACCGCAGUUGUCCACACGCUCAGCAGCCCAAGUGAGGCUGCUUCGAUGUGCCAAAGAAGUCGCCCGCUGUUUCUUCUACAUUCAAGCGAUCUGGUCAAAAUGAAGCCACUCCUUUCGUUUGUAGAGGACAGGCGCUUCUCUAGUGCCAUUUGGUUGCUGUUCCUGGACACAAAAGCGUCCCUGGAGGAGUUCUUCACAGACAUUAACAUUCCUUUCGACUGCGAGUUCCUGGUGGCUCAGUCACAAAAUGGCGACGUCAUCGCACUGACGGAAGUGUACCGAGUUAGCCCCACGCUUCCGCUGCAGACAUACCGCUUCGGUAACUGGUCUCCUGGUGGCGGCCUCACCUGGCCCUCGCAGGGCUUCUACCAGAGGAGGAGCAAGUUGAAAGGACUUGUACUGAGGACAGCGGUUUUAAAUGCUUUCUACACACAAAUUGUAGAAGAAAGGAGCGGCAAGCCAAUUAAAAUAUCCGGAUUCUUCGGGGAAAUGUGGAAGUUGCUCGAGGAACGACUAGAAUUCAAGUCUGAUUUCUACAAACCGAGCGAUAAUUACUUUGGGGCCCCCACUGAGAAUGGAUCAUGGAACGGCAUGAUCGGCAUGCUGCACAGAGGCGAGGCAGACUUCGCAGUUGCCAAAUUUGUGAUGAGUCCUGCCCGCUUACAAGCAGUGGACUUCAUUUCAACUUUAGAAAAAGUGAAAACAAGACUCUUCAUCAAGGAGCAGAGAUCACUGCACGUGAAAUGGGACGAAUUCCUGAGACCCUUCACCAAGAGGCUAUGGAUACUGCAAUCGUUUGCGAUGAUCCUCAUUGGCCUUUGUUUCGGAGUGGCAUAUCAUGUCGGUCAGAAGCUAGGUCUUGAGGCCGGUGUAGCCUCGAUACUCCAGAACCUCUACGACGCCUUGUUCUAUACUUUCGCCAGUUUUUGUCAGCAAGGGCGCAGUGUAACACCGCGGAUGCUGUCCUGUCGCGUGGUGUUCGUGACGUCAUACUUCACAGCAGUGGUACUCCUUGCCGGCUACUCUGCCUUCCUCAUCUCCGUACUGACCACCAAAGAGACAAAAGAAUAUCCCUUCACCAGUUUCAAACAGUUCCUUGCGGAUGGCAGCUUCCAGCUGGGAAUGCUUUCGGACUCAGCCUUCACGUUCUACUUUGAGAAUUCAACAGACCCUGUUAUGCAGAAGAUAUACCAGACAAUGAUCGCACCAAACCAACAAAAUUUCCCAUCUUCGGAUGAUGAAGGGUUCCAGAGGGUGUGUGAUGUGCCCAAUUAUGCCUAUAUUACAUACACAGAGCCAGGGUACCGGGAGACAGGGGCCUUCAACUGUGACCUUACGGAGAUUCCGCAGAUUUACAUCCCAGGAUCACUGGCCAUAACGACUGUCAAGAACAGCCCUUACAAAGGAAUCUUCAAUUCAGUAAUCCGGAAGUUGAAAAUAUAUGGGGUCCUGAAGAGGUUGCAUACAACGUUUUACCCCUCCAAAGUGCCCUUAAUGGAGAUUCCUAGACCAGCAGUGUACCUGGUUCAAGUAACACCAGUACUGACUCUCCUAGGUGCUGCAACCUUGAUUGCUACAGUACUGCUCCUGGUGGAGAAUAAGGCAGCUUACAUCAAGACAUGUCUCCAGCUCAGCUGGAAGAGAUUAAACCAACUAUUAUUCACUCCGGUCUUGUACAGUCCUGCACAUAAUAGGAAAAGACAUAUGUAAAAGUAUAACUUGAGAAUGACAAGACUCAUAAAUGGAAAAUAUUCAACCCUCUACAUUUAAAUUAACGAAUGUUCCACAUUUUCCAAGCAGUCCCAGUUAUGAAGACAUUUUCUUCAGAUGAUUCUUCAGGAUCUAAAUUUCAGCAACUGCUGAAUGUUACAGAAAGACACUGCUAAUUUUACAAAAUUUUGAACUGUUUUUACUGCAACAUAUAUAAUUCUUUUAGUGUAUUACUUACUUCAAACUUCCUUACUCUGUAAUUAACCAAGUGCUGGGGUCAGAAACGUAGCCCCAGACACAGAGACCAAAGAUGUGGCAAAGUGCUGCCUGGUCAGGACAAUCACAUGCCUCAGCAGCGACUGAUGGGUAUGGAGCAGUUGCAGAAAAUGGGAAAACUGAAGAAACUUGGAGAAAAAUCUCUUCUGCUGCCACUUCAUACGUCAUGAAUCUUACAUGGUAUCAGCCAGAAUUUAGCCCAAGGCUCUGUGCUGAAAAUCCAUCAUUUAACCAUCCAAGCUAUGACAGACCCUAUAACUGACAUUAUACGUACAUAAAUGAUGAUUGGAAUUCCAACUAGAAAUGGCGAAUUUACUCUAAAAAAAGUAUCUGUAAAGUACUAGGAUUCUAUUUCCUUAAUUACUGUAUAUAUCUGUAAAUUUUAAUCAACUUAUUGGAGAAAAAUCUAUAUACAUUUUCAGGUAAAUAUGGAAAAACUGAGUAGUUUUAUUCUUAUCACAGCAUAAUGUAGGAGCUGUCAUGUUUAUGUCUUCUCUUCACUUCCCGUUGUCACCUGGCAGCAAGGAUGGCAGAAAACAAUGCUCUUUCAGACUACAGAUGAGUACCAGUCUCCCAGCAUGACAAACAUUAUUUGGCUUUGACUAAUUAGAGACAGAUAUAUAAAGUUCUAUAUUAUAGAACUGGUCUACUUCCAUUUGACUAAACUUGUUAAUAUAAUAUACUUACCUCUGAUUGUAUGAUUAUGUUUUAAUUCUUUUUGUACAGUGUGAAAGUCACAUUAUCUGAAAGUUUAAAAUUUAAAUAAAUUCUAAAGAGUUCUGAUGAUUGUAUGUUGUACACUGGCUCACUGGGUUUUAGAACUUAGUUCAUCAUUUAGUAUUUGGAACACAGCAUGACAUUUCGAAAAGUGAAUAUGCUCCUGCCUUCAGGUGACAAGGUGAGGAGGCACCAACUCAGUUCAGACUAUUCAAAAGAGCCAAAUUCAAUCAAUGAACCAGUAACUGCAAUUAGGUAGGAGUACUUUAGAACAUGAGGAUGGAAAGGUACACACAACUGUACAACACCUUAAAUCAUAAAUUUUCAAAUGAAACUGAGGCAUUCCAGCUGAGCCAAAAUGUACUAUACACUAUCAGGACAAAAAUUCAUCAAAAAACUUCUCAUGAUAAUCAUACAGGAUUAUGCACAACAUAAAAUAUACAUAGAAGUUCAAAAUAACAGGAAUUUCACUAAAAAAAUUAACUAAAAAGAUUAACAGAAACUAGAAACAAUAUUCAUAUUUGUUAACAAAAUAUUUUUGAAUAAGUAAAAUCAUAUAAUAAUUUUAUUUAAUGUAUGAAUUACAAUAAAAUUGUCUCUUACAAGUAUCCAUCAUAUAAAUUCAUCACAUUUCUACUGUACAUAAGGAGAGUAAAUCAGAUUUAAUCAUAUUAAAAGUAUGGUUCUUUCUCACUACACAGGUAUCUCCAGAUUUAUGCAACAGUUGUGCUCUCAGGAGUCAUUACGUAACUUGAAUUCAUCUGACUUGAAAUGUAUACUUAUUCUUGUUACUCCACUGAUUUCUCUGUCAAAUUUUCAUAUAGAAAACGUGUAAUUCAGUAAUUUUUGUUCCAUUUUAACUGCCAAAGAAUCUUUAUCUCCUGUUUUAGACAAGUAAUUUCAUAACGCUUCAGUCUUCACAAAGAAAAUUAAACCUACCCCAAUUCAUAAGAAAUGCAUUAAGACAAACUUUGCAUAAGUCAUGGGAUAAUUGUACUUUCAUACAAAACCAAGGCAGUGGUAAUGCUAAACAUAUUUGGAGAUUACAGCUUUCUAGGGCGUUACGCCCUAGUCUAGUAAA